CGCGGGACAAGCUGUGGGACAGGAACUGCCGGUGAUCGGGCCGGACAGUUAACAUUUGUGCAGGAACCAAAGGGACAAGCUUCUGGGACGCUGGGGAUCCAAGGACGCACAGACGGCAGGCGCCCACCUUGGGUUUUGGAGCUGCCCCCAUGAAGAGCUCCUCUGUAUUCUCGCGGCCUCCGCUGCUACAGUCCCUGCUGCUGUUGCUGCUGUUGCCGCCGCCUCCGCUGAGGCCAAUCUGCGCCCAAGUGUCCACUGGGGCUGCCACAAGCUGGACCCCCGGCGCUCCCGACUGCCCCGAGGCGUGCGCGUGCGCGCCCGGCGGCCAGGCCAACUGCUCAGCACUCGCGCUCGUCGCGGUGCCCCCGGGCCUGAGCCGGCGGGUCCGCACGCUGCUGUUGGACCACAACCGCGUGCGUGCGCUGCCUCCGGGAGCCUUCGCGGGCGCGGGCGCGCUGUUGCGCCUGGACCUGCGCGAGAACGGGCUGCGCUCGGUGCACGCGCGGGCUUUCUGGGGCCUGAGCGUGCUGCAGAGGCUGGACCUGAGCGACAACCAGCUGGAAGCGCUGGCGCCCGGCACCUUUGCGUCGCUGCGGGCGCUACGUUCCCUCUCGCUGGCCGACAACCGGCUAGCACUCCUGGAGCCUGCGGCACUGGGCGCGCUACCUCUGCUACGCGCGCUCAGCCUGCAGGACAACGCGCUGUCAGCGCUAUCGCCUGACCUGCUGACCGGCCUGCCGGCCCUCGAUGCGCUGCGCCUGCGCGGCAAUCCGUGGGCCUGCGGUUGCGCACUGCGCUCUCUCUGUGCCUGGCUUCGCCAGCACCCGCGUCCAGCUUCAGAGGCCGAAACCCUGCUUUGCGUGUCACCAGGGCGCCAGACACUCAGCCCCCUGACCGCCUUUCCCGACGCUGCCUUCAGACACUGCGCGCAGCCACUCGCUGCACGGGACCUGGCGGUGGUCUACGCGCUCGGCCCUGUCUCCUUCCUCGCCAGCCUGGCCACCUGCCUGGCGCUAGGCUCUGUGCUCACGGCCUGCCGUGCACGCCGCCGCCGCUGCCGUGCCUCCGCCCGCCGCCCGCCAAGGAGACCGCCAGAUCCCGACCCGGACGGCCCUGCCUCCCCCGAAAUCCCUGUGAGCCCCACCGCCGCAUCUGCCCAAGCCUGAGGGCACUGCGGUUGCCCUGCGCACUCCCCCACUGCCCGGCGCCCUCGAAACUGCCCAACCAGGUGUUCUCCUUUCACAUGCUGGGGUCAAACAAGCGACACAGAC
This is a messenger RNA of Sciurus carolinensis (gray squirrel), 1271 nucleotides long. It is a transcript of the gene Lrrc26, whose product is annotated as leucine rich repeat containing 26. Gene Ontology annotation, molecular function: voltage-gated potassium channel activity; transmembrane transporter binding; potassium channel activator activity. The transcript has 2 exons. The coding region runs from base 150 to 1166 and encodes 338 amino acids. Gene Ontology annotation, cellular component: voltage-gated potassium channel complex. The record is from RefSeq and is a predicted model, not a curated record. NCBI's taxonomy places the organism in Eukaryota, Metazoa, Chordata, Mammalia, Rodentia, Sciuridae.